Molecule: messenger RNA, 632 nt
Organism: Zeugodacus cucurbitae (melon fly)
Lineage: Eukaryota; Metazoa; Arthropoda; Insecta; Diptera; Tephritidae
Gene: Roc2
Product: RING-box protein 2
Exons: 2
Coding region: 82-429 (115 amino acids)
Biological process (GO): ubiquitin-dependent protein catabolic process; protein ubiquitination
Cellular component (GO): Cul5-RING ubiquitin ligase complex; nucleus
Molecular function (GO): ubiquitin protein ligase activity; cullin family protein binding; zinc ion binding
Source: RefSeq, a predicted model, not a curated record
UGCAACAACCAGUUCUUGGAAUUGUAUUUUUAACAUUACAAUAAACUUUAUUACUGGCGGUUCAAGGAAAUUUUGUAAACAAUGGCUGAUGGUGAGGAUAUUGAAAGUUCGAUGGACAAACAAUUCAAUGAUAAUGACGGCGGUAAACCGGAUAAAAUGUUUACAUUAAAGAAAUGGAAUGCUGUAGCUAUGUGGAGCUGGGAUGUUGAGUGCGAUACUUGUGCAAUUUGCAGAGUUCAAGUCAUGGACGCGUGUCUACGCUGUCAGGCGGAGAAUAAACGUGAGGUGCUUGGACGCCAGGAUUGUGUCGUAGUUUGGGGAGAAUGCAAUCACUCAUUCCAUCAUUGCUGCAUGUCGCUGUGGGUGAAACAGAAUAAUCGCUGUCCACUCUGUCAACAGGAAUGGUCCAUACAACGCAUGGGCAAGUGAGCACUCAUGGAAGCGCAACAGUUGUAAUAGAACUGAUUAUAGAUUUUCUAAAUUUUAAGCAAACAAUUGGUAAUUGGUAUUAUGUGAGCUAAUUUUUUCUCAAUAGAUUUAAGUUUCAACAUGUAAUAGUUUAGGCGAAUGGUGAAAAUGUAUAUGAAGAGAAGAGCACAUCUGUAAUAAAAUGUAUUUGAGAGCAAAGAGAA